This is a messenger RNA of Poecile atricapillus (Black-capped chickadee), 466 nucleotides long. RefSeq names its product small nuclear ribonucleoprotein F. Bases 157 to 417 code for a protein of 86 amino acids. The record is from RefSeq and is a predicted model, not a curated record. Lineage: Eukaryota; Metazoa; Chordata; Aves; Passeriformes; Paridae. Gene Ontology annotation, cellular component: U1 snRNP; catalytic step 2 spliceosome. Gene Ontology annotation, biological process: mRNA splicing, via spliceosome; spliceosomal snRNP assembly. The transcript has 4 exons. Gene Ontology annotation, molecular function: RNA binding.
GCCUAUGGGGGGCGCGGCGCGGGUGAGAGGUCGGAGGUGGGAGAGCGGCGCCCCCGGAACUGGAAGCGGGAGCGGAGCUGUUCCCAUUGCCUCUCGCCUCCCGUUGUACCGCGGCGUGCACGAGGGGUUCCCGCGUGGGCCUGCGCUUCUCCCGCCAUGAGCCUGCCCCUCAACCCCAAGCCGUUCCUGAACGGGCUGACGGGGAAGCCGGUGAUGGUGAAGCUGAAGUGGGGGAUGGAGUACAAGGGCUACCUCGUCUCCGUGGACGGCUACAUGAACAUGCAGCUUGCAAACACAGAGGAGUACAUAGAUGGUGCACUGUCUGGACACCUGGGUGAAGUUUUGAUAAGGUGCAAUAAUGUUUUGUACAUCAGAGGUGUGGAAGAAGAGGAAGAAGAUGGAGAAAUGAGAGAAUAGGUGUUUUGUAUUUCUGGAAAUAAAUUUUUUUUCUUUUUUGUUUUUCAUA